Prinia subflava (tawny-flanked prinia) is the source of this 1035-nucleotide messenger RNA. Its product is annotated as homeobox protein Hox-B4-like. Lineage: Eukaryota; Metazoa; Chordata; Aves; Passeriformes; Cisticolidae. Gene Ontology annotation, molecular function: RNA polymerase II cis-regulatory region sequence-specific DNA binding; DNA-binding transcription factor activity, RNA polymerase II-specific. Gene Ontology annotation, cellular component: nucleus; nucleoplasm. Gene Ontology annotation, biological process: embryonic skeletal system morphogenesis; positive regulation of transcription by RNA polymerase II; anterior/posterior pattern specification. The record is from RefSeq and is a predicted model, not a curated record.
AUGCCGGGGGGCCCCGGGAGAGCCCCGGGCUGGGCAGGUUUUCCUGAUCCGGGGCUCGCCGUGCCCCUCGCCAUUGGCCCGCGCUGUCACAUGGCCAACUUUGUUCACUUGACAAAAUUAAUGGCCAUGAGCUCGUUCUUGAUCAACUCCAACUACGUGGACCCCAAGUUCCCACCCUGCGAGGAAUAUUCCCACAGCGAUUACCUUCCGAGCAAUCACUCGCCGCAGUUUUACGGCGCCCAGCGGCACGGCCAGGACGCGUUCCAGCAUGAGGCGAUGUUCGAGGCUCGCUCCGCCUGCCAGCAGCAGCUCUACCCGGCCUGCCAGGGCUCCGCCGCCCCCCGCGCUCCCCUCCGCGCCCGGAGCCGCCUCCCGGAGCCCCGGGAGCCCCGGGAGGAGCGGGGCACCCCCAGCCCGCCGCCUUCGUGCAGCCAAAGCUCGGCCAAGCCGAGCCCCUCGGCGUGCAAGGAGCCCGUGGUUUACCCCUGGAUGAAAAAAGUCCAUGUAAGCACGGUGAACCCCAACUUCUCCGGAGGGGAGCCCAAGCGCUCCCGCACCGCCUACACGCGGCAGCAGGUGCUGGAGCUGGAGAAGGAAUUUCACUACAACCGGUACCUGACCCGGCGCAGGAGGAUCGAGAUCGCGCACUCGCUGUGCCUGAGCGAGCGCCAGAUCAAGAUCUGGUUCCAGAACCGCCGCAUGAAGUGGAAAAAGGACCACAAGUUACCCAACACCAAGAUCAGGUCGAACUCCUCCUCCUCCUCCUCCUCCUCCUCCUCCUCCUCCUCCUCCUCCUCCUCCUCCUCCUCCUCCCUGCAGCUCCCUCCAGGAGGAGGAUCCCAAACUCAAACCCCACCAGGAGCGUCCCAAUCCCGGCCCCACGGCCCGGCCGCCGCCCUAUGACCGCCCCGAGGAUGGAGCCGCGCCAGCUUCCACAGAAACGCGCCAUAAUUCCAAUUUUUAUCAUUUCUUUUCCCCACUUUAAUUAUUAUUUUAAACGCGGGGGGAAUUUUAUUUAUAGAGGGGACAGAGCCA